Messenger RNA from Camelina sativa (false flax), 635 nucleotides. Its product is annotated as Late embryogenesis abundant (LEA) hydroxyproline-rich glycoprotein family. The record is from RefSeq and is a predicted model, not a curated record. Lineage: Eukaryota; Viridiplantae; Streptophyta; Magnoliopsida; Brassicales; Brassicaceae. Gene Ontology annotation, biological process: defense response to other organism.
AUUCUUACAUAUACACAAAACCUAGCUAUCACGCCCUCAUACAAUAAUAAUAUUACAAUAUGGUGUCGAAACGAAACAUCUGCUACAUAGUUUCCGGAAUCAUAUUCAUCCUCUUAGCCCUCUUCAUGAUCGGUUUGAUCUUAGCGCAAACCGUGUUCAAGCCAAAACAUCCGAUAUUACAAACCGUAUCUUCAACCGUCGAAGGCGUAUCCACAAAUGUAUCGCCACCAGAUCAGGUCCAGGUAAACUUCACUCUCACACUCGAGAUGUUGCUGACGAACCCGAACGUUGCCGAUGUCGAGUACAAGACGGUGGAAAACUUGGUUUAUUACAGGGAUACGCUGGUGGGGAAUCUGAGUCUUCCUUCAAGCACGCUACCAGCGAAAGGUUCAGUGAUGUUGGCAUGUCCUCUAGUUCUUCAGAUCGAUAAAUUUGUGGCCAACUUGGGGGAUAUCGCGCAAGAUAUAUUGCAUGGGAAAAUAGUGAUGGAGACAAAGGCAAGAAUGCCAGGAGAGAUCACGUUGUUGGGAAUCUUUAAAACACAUAUGGAUUCAAUAUCGCAUUGCAACCUCGUACUUGGGUUUCCUACAAUGAAAGUGUUGGAACAAGUCUGUGAUCUCAAAACUAAGCUGUAA